AACACAUUUCCAAUAAAAUACGCCUAUCACUUUAUAAAUUUUUUAAAUAAAAAUUAUGAAAAGAGGAAUAGCAAAAAAUAAAAGUCAUCAGCCUACCGGUGACUUAAUUGCACUCGGUAGUAAAUCUGGAACAAGUUCAGAACGACCAUCAGGUACCUUUGUUGGUACAAACAAGACUACUAAUAAAGGAUACGUUAAAUACCCCUCACUAAAUGUACCUGCAAAGGCUAUCCUACCUACAUUAAAUGUAUCGAAAAUAUUAUCAUCUUAUGAACAUAAAGCUAAAGAAGUCCCGAUAUCAGAGUUUUUGGAGAGAGUUGUAAAAGCCAAGGAAUCAAAUAAUAAUGAACUUUGUGAUCACCUCAUUUUAGGAGCCAUUAAGUGUCUAAAAAAAUUUGUUACACCAUCAGCAUCAUCGAUUGCACUUGGGUUAAAUUACCAAGUCAAACCAGAACUUAACCAAAUUUUGUCACUUUCACUCAUGGGGUUAGCAAAAAAUUACCCAGCAUUCUUUUUCCACAAAGAAAUUUUGGAGGCAUUUUGCUCAUUGCUUCAUAGAGAUAAUUUGGUUCAAUCAACGACAGCAACCUCUUUAAUGAGCCACCAAAGCAAGGCAAAAUUUUCACAUUUUUCCAAUUUAUCUGUUGUAAUUUGCAAUAUUCUAUGUGUGGCUUACAUAGAUGAAGAAGAUUGGCCAGAACUAUUUAUAAAAGUAUACGUUGAAGAUGCUAUGCACGAAAGAAUGUGGGUUGAUAACAUCGAAUGCAAAAGCUAUGUUGACAAUAUAACCACUGCUUUUAACACCAAACUUUCUUCGAUCCCUAUAGCUGGUGAUAAACCACAAUUGCCAAAAUUGAACGAAAAUCUUCCCAUUUUUCCUCGAUACCUGACGCUUCAACCUCAUAUAGAAACCUUUGUAACUCACUCGGCUUCGGAUUACCUGACUAACGCUUCCUUGAACAGCGGCAAAUUGAUGUCCAGCACUCCAAUACUGCCCUCCGCCAUGGAGAAUCCGUCCAAACAUUUCUUGAAAUUCUUGAUGAAAGUUUGUUGCUACCCAAAAGUCAGGCUCAUGGCUAUGCAAAGAAUCGAGAAUUGGCUUCAAAAUCCUAAGCUUGUCGGUACGGCUCAAGAUCUACUCGCGACUCUUUGCUGCAACAUGAACGGAGAAGCUCCCGAGGACCAAGAAUGCUUAGCCAUUUUGCUCAAAAUACGGUUUCAAAAAACCAACAAGCCAGGCCUUCUCCAACAUUACAUGACUUGUUUAGAAAACCUGCUUCUCGUCGACACUACUAAACGCGAAAUAAAUAGCGACAUAUUUUCUUCGGCCUUCAAACUCAUAGUCUUAAACGAACUAUCCAGCUCUCGUAAUCCUAAUAACACUGCACUCAUCGAGUUUUGUGUUCGGCUUUGUUCGUUCAGUUCUGCUCAGACGUUGGCACAAGUAUUUCUGGCUCUUCUUUGCAACCUAGAAGAUUACGUUCGGGCUCUCAAAGCCCUUUAUAAGGAAAUCACCAGGACCGUCAAAUAUAAAUUCGACUAUUCCACCUUCGCCAAAACGCUGCUCAACGUAAAUUUGACUGGGACCGAUGUUUACCAACCCUUGAUAGAAUUAGACUCAACGCUCAAAGACCGUUUUUUAAGCUCGUUGAUAGAACUCCUGACUUUCAAUUCCUACCUAACAUUCACUCCUUUCAUCAAAGAAUCAUACCUGCAAUGGAUUCAGUCCCGAUCCAAUGAUCCUAAUCCGCCGGAAAUUGUGGACGACCAAAAUUCGCAAGUAACAUCGCAAUUACGCGAUUUCAAAUCUGAAUUGCGCGAAAUGAGAACCCUCUCCGUUAGUUGGCUGUGCCACAAAGUUAUACCUUUCUACAGGAGUAUUAAAGGAUCUUCAACCCCUUCCGAUGACAUAGGUAUGGAUGAUAGUAGUAAUAACAAUUCUAUGGUCGGCAAUGAAGAAAAGUUUUUCGUCGAUUCACUCGUUAAACUCUACUACCUAUCGGAAUCCGAAACACUCCUCUUCCUCAAGGAGUUGAAUCUUCCCGCUUUUUCUUGCAACCCAAAUCCUAACUCGGUAUCGUCUCAGUCCUUCGAACAUAGCCUGGAAAAACAGCUGUGCCUGCAAUUCCUCACCCGGCAAAGCCCGGUUAACCUCGAAACUAUCCACCAUAUUUGCGAAUGCGCCAAAAAUUUCUGGGAUAUAUCCGUUAAGGAAGCAGUAUUGAACGCCAUUCACACUUUGUUCAAUCGAUCGUCCUUAUCGAUUCAAUAUCGGCUACAGCAGAACGUCAGCGGGGAAGGUAGCAGUGUCGUUCCCAAAUCUAAUUGGUCUAUCGAUGCCAGCUUUUUCAAAGACCAACAAAUAUUUACCUGGCCCACUGAUCCGCCAAACGAUCCCCCGCUUACGACCGAAAGAUUUCUGGGAUUGCAGGACGGUCUGCUCUCCUUGACAGUGUUACCCGUUCAGAAUUGUUUCAAGGAGUUCGGGAACAAGUUCAAGGACAUCGACGAAUACCAGUGCUCGAAUGUGGGGGUCUCCGUGGUCAAAUUGUAUUGGAAAGUUUGCCUCACCUUAGUCACCUUGGUAUCCAGCGAUCCCCAGACUUACGGACCUUUAGUAUGGAACCCCUUCUCCGCUGAGGAUAGCGGCAAAGACCUAGAGAAAUCGCUCGAAUAUUGCUUGACCAAAAAGGCGUCUUUUCCUUCGCCUAAAAAUUUUGCGAUUAAAUCGGCUUUGCGCGAGAGUCGAACCAAUUCGCUGAAAAGUUUGGGAAACGUUCUGAAAGAGUUUAAAUUGCUUUCUUCCAUACCGGAAACGAUUACCGCCUCUUCAUCUUCGGCCUCUAACAAGAAAAAGAUGGCUAACUUAGGAACCACCACCCCCGAUACUAAUACCUUGGGAUUGACAAGACAUUUACCGUAUCUGGAAGACGUUAUAGCUAGGCUGGAGAGAGCUACCUGCGGCUCUAAUAGUUCCGCCCUUAUGGAUGUCGCUUAUGAUCCCAAUAGCUGUGACAGAAGAACCAAAGAUAUGGAGGAUUCCAAUAUUUUCUCGGCCGAAAGUCUCGUAAUACUUCCGGCCCAAGCUUACUCCAAAGGAAACGAUAUCAUGGACGUUAGCGACGAGCCUCUUUCGAGGUUAGGCGUUGGGGACGCGUGGGAUUUGAUGGUGCGGAGAUGGCCCGGUCCCGAAGAAAAUAGCGCAAUGGGUGGCGCUUUGAAUAGCGAAAUCAGUAUGAUCGAUAUAGGCAAUAGCGAUAAGAGCUUUCUCAAAGCGCUCGAAAUUAUUAACGAGACUCACAAGGUGGGGUUCAAACUUUGCUCCUGCAGGCACCCCGACAUUUUGCUUGAUUUGAUCAAAUUGAAAAGCGCGGAGAACGGCACCCGUGGUACGAUGGCUUUCGACGCUCAUAAUGCCGACCUAACUUCCCGAUCAUCCCACGGUGAUCUCGAUUGGUUAUCUAAUCUCAUCGAAAAUAAUCAGCUGGAUAUAAUAAACGUCUUACCUAUGGACUGCUUGUGCCGUUACCUUAUGUCGGAAUUGGAGGAUUUUCAAACAUCGGAUUACCGUUAUUCCAAAUUUUCCGAUCGCCGUGAUGAUUUACCGAACUCGUUCGAGUUCCCUCGCGAACACGGGAACGGGUCAGAAAUUUUUCAACUGCUCAAACUGAGCGGGGAGAUAUUGAUAGCUAGGAUGGAUGCUAUCGCCCCAGCUGGCGAGCAAAGUAUUAAAAAUGCAAAGCGUUGGAAGUCCCACUCUAGCCUCAAACACGUGAGGAUCAAUCAGAUACUGGCCAAAUUUCACCAACUCGCCACGGACGCGACCGACGAUAAUCAAGAAUCCAUGGAAGCCGCUAAGAACGCUUCUACCACCCCGGAAACAAACACGACCCAUAGGGACGAAAAUGCCGCUAAAAAAUUGGUCAAAAAGACGGAAAUCAUGAAUUUUUUUGGCGAACAUUUGUGCCACCUAUCAUCUCACGUCAGAACUCAAAGCUAUAAAAUACUUUCGCUGUUCACUCUCUACGAUACUUUCACGGACCACAUAUGCUUGCGUUUCGGUUCUCUACCCAAUUUUCUUUCCUCCGUAUUUUCUAGUAACCCAAAUUCGACCGACCCCGUAACAUCCGAUUUCUUAUCGGCCGUUUACUCGGAAAUUUUUCUCGUGGCUCCCGUCAUUUGGGGCUCUCGCGGUGACGAUAUAGCUACGCGCGUGGCAUGCGCGGCUCUGAGCCGAGCCGAGACGGAUCCCGUUAGAGUGCUGACUUAUCUGAAAGGCCUGCUGGAAUACGUUACGAAGAGUCGUCGAAAAAGUGAGGACGCGAAGGAAUCAAAGGCGCACGAAGAAUGUGUCGAAGAAACGACGGAAGGGGAGGGAAAAGCAAAAGAAGGAAUCGGAUUGAAAGAAUUGGCAUUCGUUAUUUUGACUCUGUCAGAUUUUAUUAUAGAUCGUUUCGAAAUAUUGACGCGUUGUCUGUCCGUCGAAAAAUUCGGAGGAACGAGUGAUUCGCCUGAAAAUGGGGACGAGGUCGCCGCCAAUAACGAUGUCACGUCGCGAGUGACUGUCAAAUUGUUUGUCUCCUUCAUACAGCAAGCCCUCAAAUUUCAGAUAGAAACUAACAGUUUGGAUUCCCUUUACAGGGCUAUGCUGCUCUGCGAACAAAAUCAUCAUCCAGCGAUGACAGAAAUAUCAGAGCCGGAAAUGGAUGCUGCUAGUACAAAUAUUGCUAAACCGUUGUUGAAGGGAUGCAACGCAGCGGUUAGCGACAAAUUGGCCAGAUCGCAACUAGGGGAUACAGAAGAAGAUAUGGAACCUUUCAGAAUUUUGCAGAGACAUUUUUUACCCCCCGGUUACUGUUUGGUGCUCCCGGCUAAGGUCGUGACGGCUAAUCUGCUCUUGAUACUGGCUGUCAGGAAUAAGAAUUAUGGAAUCCCCAAUUUCGAAGAGCUCGAACACCUGACCCAAUUUUGGUUUCCCUCUUCGAUUCAUUCCAACGACAACAUUCCGCCUCCUCCAGAAUCGGCCAUUAUAUCCAUAUUUCCUCUCGGAUCGAUAGAAAACGUCAAUUUAGAUGGGGCUAUAUACCAGCCUAGGUCUAUUAUUGAUUUCGUACCCUUCAAGUUCAGGACUCGUAUGCUUUAUUGCCACCACGAGGAAGAUGAGUAUAUAGAAAAAAAUUCUGUUAUAGUGGAUAUGGCUUUGGCUGACCUUACCAGCUUUGUCAGACUCAACUACAAAAUGGCGGUUAAUAAGAACUCGGAUAACUCGGCGUUCUACACCCAACUCUUCGGUUACGUUCAACUGUUCGCCCUACCCAAAUACACUAUCAACAAACUAUUAGACAUGUUGGAUCAUUUGGCCCAAACCGAUUUGGAAAGCGUGAAAGCGGCUCUCCGCGUUUUAAAUCUAAUCGAUAAUCACAAUCCGACGACUCCUUCGCUUACCCCCUUUUUGCGUAUGGUCAAAAUGCGAAAUGUUUCCUCGCCCAAAGCCGAAGGGAAGGGGCACGUCUUUUUAAAGCUCGUUCUUGCUGACGAGAACGGCACCGAUACAGGAAUCCAGAAUAUGGAAGAAGCCAUGACUAUAGAUGACGCUGAAAAGGAGGUCGAUAUCGCCAUGACACCUAUACCUGCACCAAGUUUGUCGUCAAUAUACGCGAAGGCUGGGAUGAUGGAUGAAUUUAAAUGGAAUGCACCAUAUGUUUUAGGCGGGAAAAAAGCUAUAAUAUCGCCUACCACCACAAUCGUAGACGAAAUUACGGGUCCCGUACCACCGCGCCACUUAGAAAAGUCUUUUAAGAGCCUAUACGCUCGUCGACUGAUUAUGGGCGGUGCCGAUUCUAAAAACCAGGAAAUGAUUGACGGGCUUUACGAAAGUUUUUUAAGAGUUGCCAAAGGCUUCAGCCACCGAAUAUGCUCCGAUAUCUUUUCCAAAGAUUCUACAACACCCGUUACCAGUGAUUAUAUCAAUGAUGAUGAUGACGCGAUUAAUUCCUUCCUCAGAUUCUCGCUGGAUUGGAUCAUUCGGAUCAAUUCCACCAGGAAUAUAGAAACGAAGGCUUUCGAUCAAUUGGUCCACAUCUUUUUCGCCAAAUAUGAAGAUGGAGCGAACCCUAUAAUCCCCGAAAAUGGCGUCCACCUUAACACGUUCCAGGAGCGCUACCAGUAUUACCUACCUUUCCAGAGGUUCGGUCUUUCGCUCAUAUGCCACGAAGCUGGCUGGAACUGUGUGGGAAAGGUCAUAGAAAAGUUAUUGGACAUGUCCGGUAUUGGUUUUGGGCUCAAAGCUAUAUCCCCUCAAAAUAUGGGUUAUCACCCAACGUUGGUAUUAGACUUUUUGCAGAAUUGUUUGGAAUUGCCUAGGAUUUGGCAAGGAAGGGAUAUGAGAAAUAAAAAGAAAUACGAAGAGGAAUUGAUACUGGAUUUCGACGAAAACCAAUUCAAGGCCACGCUAGUCUACGUGAUUCGGGAGUAUAACAACGACAGUAUUCGCGAAAACGCUGCCGCCACGAAAUAUCGAAACGAAACCGCUUCCCCCAGAGUAGACAAACUGCUGAGGCACUGCCUGUUAACCAAACCGGCGUAUCUCAAAGUGUUUGUAAAGUUUGUCUGCCGAAAUUUGGCGAAACUCGAGCUUACGGUUAAAAGUGUCACCGGUUCUUCGAAUGAUCGCAGUUCAUUUUUAGCCAUCACCCAACGCAGUCUAUGUCGCCUCGCCUAUGAAACGUACCUGCGAUUCCCCAAAUCCUUGCACCUAUAUUCCGACUUCCGGAGCACCCCAUCCCUACCUUCUCAUAUCGCAGCGGAAGAAUUUCUUGAUAAAACGAAAGUUAAUUAUUUACGCUACGAUUUUGAGGACAUCGGGCCCAACUAUUUCAGGGAUAUCGUAACCCGCCACCCGUACACGCUAGCCCCGUCUACUUCCAACUCCAAAAUUUCCACUUCCCCCCUAGAGCACCGUUAUACAGCAAAUCCGCUCUCGACUAUAACCGAUGUAUCGCAUAUCAAUAGCGACUCCACACUUUUCACUGUUAUAACUCAGGGGCUAGAUAGGAAUAUCGCUCUCAUGGCGCGGUCCAGCGAUAAAAGCGAAUCCUUAACCAUCCAAUCUGAUAGGGCCAAGGAAUUCGUCUUGACAAUUUGCAAAUAUCACCCUCAUUUGAUUCUCAGACAUCUGCCGCUAAUGAAUACCCUCUUGCAGGGUCGCACUCAUCUUACGUACCCUGCCUUCAUAGCUAAAGGGCAUUUCACUUUCUUCAAAACUAUCAUACUCAUUGCCCAUAAUCUUCAACCUCACUUGUUUUACUACCAAACUUACAAUACCGAUGCUCUUAUGGAUACCUUUUUUGACUUCGUUAAAACUUAUUCCGCGCAAACGUAUAAAAUGGGCUUUCACGUGAAAAGGAUCAUGAAUUUGACCAAGAAUUAUAUCUUGUGCAAUCCGAGCAGCGGCAAAUAUUUCUCCAACACCAAAUCGGAUAUUAUAAAAAAUCUCGGUCCGCAUUACCACGAAAUCAUUCAAUCCCCAUUUUGGAAAGCUAGGACAGCUUCGAACAACUCCCUUCUCCUAACGCGAGAAACGACAAAGAAAUCUGGAGGAGGCGGUACCGACGAAGAUCCCCAACACGCGAUUCCCCUAAAGCUCGCGGAAGAUUUUUACCGCGAACCUCCCGGCUUGAGUUUCCAGACAUCUUCGGACCCCAAGCGUAAUAGGGCUAUGAUGGAAAGAUUAGUCAGGGUUAUAUCGUGUGUUCCGGAUUUAGCCUCCGGCGGUGGUGACAGGAACAACGACGUCGAAUCGCAGGCCUUUAAUUCCCUCAUGAGCGUCAAUAAGAGCUCUGAAAACAUGUUAUCCUUUUUGAAAGAAUUCCUUUCCUACGCCAAAUCACAUCCAGAUAUCGUCGAACCAUUUUUGAAACAGGCCACGAAAUUGCUCAAUUCUCAAUUCAUCCUAAAGUCAACCGACCAAAAAUACCUGGACAUUAUUCUCGACAUUAUAACUCAUUGCUGGAGACAUCUUUCGGAGAAGUCCAUGAAUGGUCUGUAUAGGAUUUAUUGGGAUUUGAUCUCCAGUUCGGACCCGGAUAUUAUUAAAACCGCUUUCCAAUAUUUACCUCAGUUCUGCAACAUGUAUCCCGAACAUUUCAAGGAUUUAUUGAUCGCCGCGUUUAUUAGCGAAGUCACGAAAUCACUGUCAAUCACCGAUACAAUUCUUAAAGCCAUCAAAGUUCAACGAACAUGAAACUUAAUUGAAAAUUACCUGUUAUAUUAUAGAUUAUAAAAAUGUUUAAUAUAAUAUUAUAUAAUAUAUUUAUUUAUUUUG
Messenger RNA from Gordionus sp. m RMFG-2023, 8323 nucleotides. RefSeq lists its product as uncharacterized. Gene Ontology annotation, cellular component: integrator complex. The coding region runs from base 56 to 8242 and encodes 2728 amino acids. Lineage: Eukaryota; Metazoa; Nematomorpha; Gordioida; Chordodea; Parachordodidae. Gene Ontology annotation, biological process: U2 snRNA 3'-end processing. The transcript has 40 exons. The record is from RefSeq and is a predicted model, not a curated record.